AGCAUUGGUUGCAGUUCAUCACUGAUUGGUUGUUGUGUUUGCCUUCACUAUCAUAUCAGUGAUCGUAUGAUUGGUUUGUCUGUUAUGUAAACAACAGUAGAAGACAUCAAAUGAAUGACUGAUUCAUAUGUUUACCACUCAUUGCAUGAAGUGUUGAACCAUUAAUACAAACCAUUUGUAGUGAACGAGUAAACCAUGAAAUAUCUGCUGCUGUUGUCGUGUCUAACCAUUGGUGUGUCAGUGCAUGGAUUGCCGGCCCUCAGCACCGACACCACUGCGGCCAAC
Molecule: messenger RNA, 285 nt
Organism: Oppiella nova
Lineage: Eukaryota; Metazoa; Arthropoda; Arachnida; Sarcoptiformes; Oppiidae
Source: the annotation of a GenBank genome assembly